UCUGAUCUAACGUCAAAAGCAAACCAAUAUUUUUGUUGCGAAUAUUUGGUCGUGUUGGUGCAGCUGUGGGCUUAAAACUUUUAAUUUAAAGUCAUUUCUCAUAUUGCCAGAAUACUAAUUCAAUAAUAUAUAUAACCAGGCUUAUAUUUUAAAUUUAUGAGAACAUAUUAAUUGUGUAAAGUGUGCUAUGUAAUGUGAUAGUUGGUCGCUGAAAUCUUCCUGUCUUAUGUAGUAGUAUCCAUUCUCGAUCAUGAAAUCGAGUAAGCGAAGACUUCAAGCGCUUACCGAAAGCUCUGAUGGAUUACCGAACUAUCUUAAAAUGGAAGAUUCUGAAACAUCAAUUCCCCCUGUCUUUAGAUCUAGACUACAUGAAUUGUUUUCUCAAAUAGAGAAAGAAUUUGACCUCCUGUAUACAGAAAACUUAAACUUGCAAGAGAAGAUAGAUAUACUGAGUGAAAAAUUAGAACGAGAAAGUUAUGCUGGUGAUAAACAAAAUAUUGACUAUAUAGAGUUUGAAACAUCAGGAAAAAACUCUAAAGCAAAAUUGACCCAAAACAAUUCACAAAAAGUAAAAGCCAGUCACAAAUUAAAGGUUCAAACAAGCAAGAUUGUAUCUAGUUUUAAGGCUCCAACAUACAAUUGCCAGCUUAUCAGAGAAUUUACUGGACAUAAAGAUGGCAUCUGGGAUGUGACUACUGCUCGUCCUGGACAGGCAUUGAUUGGUACUGCUUCAGCGGACCAUACUGCCUGCGUUUGGAGUGUAGAAUGGGCCAAGUGUUUGCUUCAGUACACCGGCCACUCCGGGUCAGUGAACUCUAUCAGGUUUCACCCAAAUAGAGACAUUGCCCUUACAAGCAGUGGUGAUAAUACAGCACAUGUGUGGCAGGCAGCUGUUAAUUGGGAUUUACCGCGAGGCCAGUCAUCUGAAGAGGAACUUGAAGGUGCUGGUGAAGAAAGCCUUGGUGAAGGUGAUAGACCAGAAGUAUUACGUACACCUCUUAUUGAACUGACUGGUCAUAUGGGUGUUGUCGUUGCUGCCGAUUGGCUGACUGGUGGUGAUCACGUCAUCACUGCUUCAUGGGAUAGGACCGCAAAUUUGUAUGAUGUCGAAACAGGAGAUUGUUUACAGAUUUUGACAGGUCAUGAUCACGAGUUGACGCAUGCGUCUGCGCAUCACAAUUCAAGGUUGGUGGUGACAGCCUCGAGGGAUACAACAUUCCGUCUAUGGGACUUCCGUGAGCCGAUACAUUCAGUUUCGGUUUUCCAAGGGCACACGGAGAGUGUUACAUCAGCAGUAUUUACGCGUGAAGAUAAAGUUGUGUCUGGAUCUGAUGAUCGCUCAGUCAAGGUGUGGGACGUGCGCAACAUGCGCUCGGCGCUGGCCACCAUCCGCUCCGACUCGUCCGUCAACCGCGUGUGCGUGAGCGGCGCCGGCCUCAUCGCCAUCCCGCACGACAACCGCCAGGUGCGCCUGUUCGACCUGCAGGGGCAGCGCCUGGCCCGUCUGCCGCGCUCCAGCAGGCAGGGACAUCGUCGUAUGGUGACUUCCGUGACUUGGGCAGAGGAUAUAUCGUCGAACAUCAACUUCUUCAGUUGUGGCUUCGACCGCCGCAUCCUGGGAUGGUCGAUCCAGCCUUCUAAGGACAACUGAAUCUCUACCUCAUAAUAUUGGUAUCGUUAUGUAAUACUAUUGAAAAAUUCUAGAUCUAGUAAAGUUUUACUAACAACUAUUAAAUAUAUUCUUCGUUAAAUUGCAUAUUUAGAUAUGUUUUAAUAUUACAAUUCGAUUGUGUGAAACAUGCUAUUUUUAAAAAAGGGAUAUGAAUGUUUUUAAAGAAAAAUGUUUAAAUUUGGUUUUAAAAUCAAUGCGAAUUAUUUAUUUGGUAAUAUUUCAAUAAAACUAUGUUAAAAUAUAAAUCAUAAUUGAGCCCUG
This is a messenger RNA of Nymphalis io (European peacock), 1933 nucleotides long. It is a transcript of the gene Wdr37, whose product is annotated as WD repeat-containing protein 37. Lineage: Eukaryota; Metazoa; Arthropoda; Insecta; Lepidoptera; Nymphalidae. The record is from RefSeq and is a predicted model, not a curated record. Gene Ontology annotation, cellular component: preribosome, large subunit precursor. Bases 251 to 1651 code for a protein of 466 amino acids. Gene Ontology annotation, molecular function: protein binding. The transcript has 9 exons.